AGCCCCUAGGACCGUCGCUUCCGGCCGCGGCGGCCCUAGCGCCGCGCUACUGGAUAGAUCGUCGGGUUUGGAGCGGAAUGCGGUGCUGAGGGGCGAGGGACAACCCCCCACCCCCCCGCCGCCGCUAGGGCGCCAUGAACCUUCUGCCAUGUAACCCCCACGGCAACGGGCUGCUGUAUGCCGGCUUCAACCAGGACCAUGGAUGUUUUGCAUGUGGAAUGGAAAAUGGAUUCCGAGUCUAUAACACUGAUCCACUCAAAGAAAAAGAGAAACAAGAAUUUUUAGAAGGAGGAGUUGGCCACGUGGAAAUGUUAUUUCGCUGUAACUAUUUAGCUUUAGUUGGUGGUGGAAAAAAGCCGAAAUAUCCUCCCAACAAAGUGAUGAUCUGGGAUGACCUGAAGAAGAAGACCGUCAUCGAGAUAGAGUUCUCCACGGAGGUCAAAGCUGUCAAGUUGCGGAGAGAUAGAAUUGUUGUGGUUCUGGACUCCAUGAUUAAGGUGUUUACAUUCACACACAAUCCCCAUCAGCUGCACGUCUUUGAAACCUGCUAUAACCCUAAAGGUCUCUGUGUCCUGUGUCCCAACAGUAACAACUCCCUUCUCGCCUUCCCCGGCACUCACACCGGCCAUGUACAGCUUGUGGACCUGGCCAGCACUGAGAAGCCACCAGUGGACAUUCCUGCACAUGAGGGCGUCCUGAGCUGCAUUGCUCUCAACCUGCAGGGAACACGAAUUGCAACUGCAUCUGAAAAAGGGACCCUUAUAAGAAUAUUUGAUACUUCAUCAGGGCAUUUAAUCCAGGAGCUACGAAGAGGAUCUCAAGCAGCUAAUAUCUAUUGCAUCAACUUCAAUCAGGACGCUUCUCUCAUCUGUGUGUCCAGUGAUCACGGCACUGUGCACAUUUUUGCAGCUGAAGAUCCAAAAAGGAAUAAACAGUCUAGUUUGGCAUCAGCCAGUUUCCUUCCAAAAUACUUCAGCUCCAAGUGGAGCUUCUCCAAGUUUCAGGUUCCAUCAGGCUCCCCAUGCAUCUGUGCCUUUGGAACAGAGCCCAAUGCAGUCAUUGUUUGUCCUGGAACUUGCUGUGUAGAUGAGGCCAGCAUCCAACUCAGAACCGUGUGCCUCAGCCUCUGUAAUGUUGGGAUUAGCAGGAUUAAAGGUGUGUAUGCCACAGAGGGCUCCAGAGUGCUCAGCUUUGAUGCUCAUUCACUUGUUUCUAAACCUCAACACUAUGACCAGGCUGGGCACAUUUUUUUUUCAAAUUUAUUGAAAUAGUCUUGUUAUGUUUCCAGCCUCAACCAAUAUUCCCCCCGCCCCCUUACCUCUCCUGGGAACACAAGCUCUGCCCUCAACACUGCCCAUUUCAAGACUUUGAAGAACAAGACCUUCACAUGUAGAAAGGUUGGAUUGUCUGAACAUGGAUGAUAGUCAUCUGUGCAUUUUUCUUUUGUGUUCCUGGUCUUUUGCAUGUCAGGCAAGUGGCAGCACAUGAGCCAAGCCCUAACUGCUUUUCUCUUAGAAGUGUGUGCUGCCAUCUGGGCCAGUUUUAUAAGACUUUGCACUAAAUCUCUUUGUUACAUUCUGCUUUGUGUUAAAUACAUUUGGGUGUCUUUUCCUAACUGUACAGCUUUUCGUUUUUUAUGGCUCUGGUUUAUUGUUUGUCUCUUGUAGCCCAGAGGGUGACCUUGUAGAGCAGAGGAUGACCUUGAAUUCCAGACUCUCCUGCAGCUUGCACUGGAAUUACAGGCAGACACCACCACACCCACUUUCCUUCCACCCUUGUCCCCAGAUUUAUUGUUCUCCAGAUCAAAUUGGCUUUGAACUUUGAGAGCAGUCCUGCCUCAGUUUUCAGAUUACUGAGUACACAGAAAUGCACUACCCCUGGCCUUACUUCCUAACUCUUAAGUUCUCGUUUGGAGCUAGAGAUGUAGCUCAGUUGGUUGAGUGAGUGGUUGGCACACAGCACACAAGUCACUGAGUAUCUGGUCCCACUGCUGCAUAAAUGGUUUGGUGGUACCCCGGAUUACAGGCAUAUUACACACCUGUGGUCUUGGGGAAGUAAAAGAAUCAGAAGUUCAAGGCAGCGUAGGCUACAAGACUCUGUCUCAAAAAAGUAAAAAAAUAUUAAUAGCGGGGUAGUGGUGGCGCAGGUCUUUAUCCCAGAUCUCUUGAGUACGAGGCCAGCCUGGUCUACAAAGCAAGUUCCGGGACAGGCUCCAAAAGCUACACAGAAAAUACCGUCUUAGAAAUAAAUAAAUAAAAUAAAAACUUGCCCUUUUUCACCCCAUUCCUUAACAUACUACAGAAACAACUGCUGACCUUAACGCAUUCUCAAAUUAUUUUCAUCUGUAGCAAUUAUUUUUUUUAAAUUUGGUUUUUCGAGACAGGGUUUCUGUGUGUAGCCCUGGCUGUCCUGGAACUUGCUCUGUAGACCAGGCUGGCCUCAAACUCAGAGAUCCAUCUGCCUCUGCCUCCCAAGUGCUGGAAUGGUACUUUCUAUUGGUCACUGUCUCAAUGAUGUCACUAGUGUGGUUCAGUCAUUGUCUUACCCAUCCUGUCCAAGCACAGGUUGCGCCUUUUUUUUCUUGUUAAUUCAAAGUUUUGCUGUGGCCUGGGUCCCAUCAAAACUCACUGAACAAUCCAGGCUAGCCUUGAACUUGGAAUCCUGCCGGUUACCUAUGUCCUAGGAUUACAGGGCUAUCUGACUUGUGACAUAUAUUUUUUAACUUCAGGUGGAUUUAUCAGUUCCAAAGUUAGUUUCUAGUUCUUGAUUAAAAAGUUCAAUUUGCUCAUUCAUUUGAGUAUGUUUCUUUAUAUCUUGUCCUAAUUCAUAUUACUAGAAAUAAAGCCGUUACCUGCUGGUUUCCAUGUCUAAAGCUUAGAGUAAAUCCAGCUGGUUCUCCUUUGCUCUGAGGGAGGCACACAUUUGCUGUCUUACUGGCAUCCAUGUUAGAUCUUAGACACUGCAGAUGGCCCAUUGUGAAUAUUACGGAUUCUGUUAAAGUCACUGAGCUCACGCUGUGGUGGGAUCUGGUAGCAUAGAAGGAAACUGAGUUACACUUAGGCUGUGAAACUAACUUUGCUAGUACGAGUUUUACCACGUCAAAUCUCUGCUUCCUUCAUAACUUUAUCAACAUAAAUGUUCUAAUUAAGCAGUAGCAAUUAAGUUUUGUUUUGAAUGAUUUUAAUACAGGCAAAUUAAAAGGAUCACAUUUUUAAAAUGCAAGUUACUUGCUUAAAUAUCUCUAAUUUUUUUAACUUUUUCUUGAUUCCUGGAGGUUUAAAAUUCUCACCUUGUUAUCAGUUAGUUAAAUGAAAACACAAGGACUUCCUUAGUACUUGAAGUAGUAGCUCCACUGGUUACCUAGUUCUUUCUGUACUUUCUAAGAGCAUUUUGUUCAGCUUGUUUAGUUUCUGAUCAAUAGUGUUCCUUAGCCCUUUAAAUUACCUAGUUGUGCUUAGUGUCCGUCUACGAACCUAAGAUGACCAUAGUCUCUCUGACUCACAAUGACUAUAGUCCCCAUCCAUGACUUAAAGAUUAUCUUAACUGUGGUUUUAUGUGUAUCUAAACUCAGUAGUCUCUACUCAUGGACAUUAGCACAUCCAGUUCCUUUUCUUUUGGUUUUUUGAGACAGGGUUUCUAUGGUUAACCACCCUGGCUGUCCUGAAACUUGCUCUGUAGACCAGGCUGGCCUUGAACUCACAGAGAUCUGCCUACCUCUGCCUCCUGAGUGCUGGGACUAAAGGUGUGAACCACCACCUGGCUUGUUUAUUUUUUUGAAAGCCAAGUCCAUCUUUUGCUGGGAACUCAGGGGAAUAUAUGUCCCUGAAGCUUAUUUUCAUUUCCAAAUGCUCUAUCUACUGAAACAUUUAUGAUGCCCAAGCUCUAUAAUCUUUGAUUUAUUUCAAGAGCAUUUGCUUUAUUUUAGGAAGCAUGGCUAAUUCUUCUCUAAUGGUAAUCUGUUUUUAUUUACACUUAGGUCACAUUGGAGUUGAGUCCUCUUUAGGUUGAGCUUUCUUUGGCCACUUGCUUACUCUUUGGAAUAUGGUGUUUUACCUUAGCAACCACUGCUGGGCUGACUUCAUAUCCACAAUUAAGCAUUCUCCCAGCCUGCUCUGGGCUGCUCAGGUCCACCCUGCAUGUACUGCUUGGACAAUUCACAGACCCUUCUGGUCAGCCUCGCCAUGAUGGCUGCAGAUAGACGUGAGGUGCAGUAGUGUGGGGAAUUUCUAAUUCCCUCUGCAUGCUGGUAUCCCAGGCACCCUGUUUCUGCUGUGUGUUAAAAGGUUCAGGUUUUGGCCUUCCCCUCUCCCCCUUGAGCAGAUCUCCUGUAGCCCAGACUGGCUUCAGACACUGCUGUGUACUCAAGGGUGACCUUGAGUUUCUCAUUCCCCUGCCUCUAUCUUCUGAGGGAUAGGAUUACAGGAUUAUCACAUCUAUGUAUGAAGUUCUAGGGACCAAAUCCAGACUUGUACAUGCAAGGCAAAUAUUUUACUAAUCGACCCUCCCAAUUCCUUGCCAAGGUCCUUCUAAAUAUUCAGUGCUCCCAAUGCCACCUCCUGCUUGCCAGAGCACUAUGGGUGUCUACUGUUGUCUACAUGGGAGCACUUUCUCAGGAUGCUCCCCACAUUUGGGCUGCCACUGCGUCACGUGUUCUCCUGGCUUUGACCAUAAAUCUGCAACAUAUACUUUCCAUAUAUUCCGCCCUGGGACAGCAGCUGGGAGGCCGCUGUCAUCACCUGGGAACCUCAACACCUGUAUACCUUUUUGGCAAACAUUUUGUUUUGCUAUCUCUUGCUUUCGGUGACCUUGAUUCUUAGGUCAGAGGGCAAGCAUUGGGGUUGGGGUGCACAUGGACAACUUAAACUCUAAAAUAAUUGAACUCCAACCCUGGAUGGCACGCAGCUGCCUGUACAGCUGUAGCUACUGCGCCUGUGCUGCUACCCACCUGUGUUCCUGGGAAAGUCUCCCAGCACAGACGUAGCUGCUUAUCAAAAGACAAUGAUACUCUGUAUUCAGUUAAAAUUAAUAAAAAUAUUUUAUUGAAUUUCAGGAACUUGGUACUUUUUUUUAAAAAUUCCAAAUCUUUGCACACAGAUCACCACUCUGCUUACUCUAGAACAGCAGAUGCGCGGACUUCACGAUUGUCACUUCUCUCCUUGUGUCACACAGCGUAGAAAACCCAAGUCCUGAUACUCCCCAGCCCCUUCUGAACUACUUCAGCUACUCUGUGACCAGCCACCCCCCACAGAGGACACGGAGGUGAGGUGGGGUAUUUAUGGAGACCAGCUGCUGUCUGUUAACACAUUCUGCAGUGUGGAGAAUAUCUAUACAAAGUAUGCCACACACAUUCUGGAAUGCACUGUACCCAGGACACAGGAAAGUUUCUCUUUGUGUUCUGUGUGGUUCAAGCCAAAGCUACUCAAGUUAUCUAGUCCCUGAGGGAGCUCAGAAGUUUGGUAAAGGUCGAAGAGAGACUCCUUAAGCAUUCAACACUGAGGUGCCACAGUGGCCCUGGGAACUGCUGCAAGCUACUUGUGGUGUCGGGGUCAUGGUCCUCGCCCCACAUCAGACAGCACACGAGCCCAGCCAUGGUGUGUGGAGCGGCUUCUGGGGACUCAGAGGAACAUAGACUAAAGCAGAGCCUGCAACACCGGCAAAGAAACCUGGGUUCAGUACUGUUAGCCUACGGCUUAGCUUCUGCCCGCUCCUUUCAGCUUUACAUUCCUAUGUACCAAAGCAGCAGCAAGGAGAAGAGGUGAGUGUGUGCCUGUGGCUGCACAGGACACUUCACUCACUUGAGAUUGAAAAUGUGG
Molecule: messenger RNA, 5813 nt
Organism: Myodes glareolus (Bank vole)
Lineage: Eukaryota; Metazoa; Chordata; Mammalia; Rodentia; Cricetidae
Source: RefSeq, a predicted model, not a curated record